Apiotrichum porosum is the source of this 246-nucleotide messenger RNA. RefSeq lists its product as uncharacterized. Bases 1 to 246 code for a protein of 81 amino acids. The transcript has 2 exons. Lineage: Eukaryota; Fungi; Basidiomycota; Tremellomycetes; Trichosporonales; Trichosporonaceae. The record is from RefSeq and is a predicted model, not a curated record.
AUGUCUCCCUGGGCCUAUUGCCGUGGCAACGAAGUGGGACGCAACAUUGGCGAGCCGUGCGCAGACUGCGACCAUGUCUGCUGGUACUGCGGCGCCCAGCUGCCGUCGCGCACCAAGAUGACGAACAAGAGCACACCGCAGCCCCACCAGGCCCCGGCGAACACGUUCCUCUCGCUUGCGCGCCCGUCCGAGGCCGAGGACGGCGUCGUCUGGGGUGCAGGCGACAUGGGCCCCCUUGUUGCGUGA